CUGGGCGGAUCCUUGGGCUCCCUACUUCGUGACGCGGAAAGGUCAUGACCGCGUGCUCGUGGCAGCAAGGCUCCAGCCCGACUUUGAUUUUUCACUUGCGGUUGACGCAGAGACUCCUACGGACACUGAAGAGACCCUGCUGUGUAGCGGACAGGAGGGCACAACAGCGAACUGUCGCGCAAGUUGCUGCGUGCAGGGCUGCAAGAGACCAAGAGGAGAUGGAAUUUGGUCCCACGAUGUGACCCAUGACUCCGGAGCCGGGUACGCUGUAGCAGUGGGCGGGGAUGAAGACCGUGGCUGGGAGGAAAUGCUGACCGACGCUGCUGGGAAUCUCGCCUA
Amoebophrya sp. A120 is the source of this 339-nucleotide messenger RNA. NCBI's taxonomy places the organism in Eukaryota, Dinophyceae, Syndiniales, Amoebophryaceae. The record is from the annotation of a GenBank genome assembly.